This is a messenger RNA of Anopheles marshallii, 759 nucleotides long. RefSeq names its product 15-hydroxyprostaglandin dehydrogenase [NAD(+)]-like. NCBI's taxonomy places the organism in Eukaryota, Metazoa, Arthropoda, Insecta, Diptera, Culicidae. The record is from RefSeq and is a predicted model, not a curated record. The transcript is spliced from 4 exons. Gene Ontology annotation, cellular component: cytoplasm. The coding region runs from base 1 to 759 and encodes 252 amino acids. Gene Ontology annotation, molecular function: oxidoreductase activity, acting on the CH-OH group of donors, NAD or NADP as acceptor.
AUGGACUUGAAAAAUAAAGUUGCGCUCGUGACUGGUGCUGCCACCGGGCUCGGAAGAGCGUUCAGCGAGGAAUUGUUAAAGCAUGGAGCAAAGGUUGUUGUAUGUGACUUGGACUCUGACGCCGGCGAAUUGACCGUGGAGGAACUCGAAAAACAAUAUGGAGAAAGGGUGUUAUUUUGUCAUUGCGACGUUACUGAUUAUGUGCAGUUCGAAGAAGCGUUCGAGUACACUGUAUGCAUGUUCCAGGAGGUCAACAUUGUGAUAAACAACGCAGAAAUCAUGAAUGAUAACUUCUGGGAGCUCGAGGUCGAUGUAAACCUGAACGGUGCCAUCCGAGGCACACUUCUAGCCCAAAAGUUUAUGGGCAAAAGCAGAGGUAGAGAGGGUGGUGUCCUGGUUAACAUUGGAUCUGGAGUCAGCGUCAAGCCACAGUUAUCUACCCCUAUUUAUACCGCAACUAAGCAUGCCAUUCUUGGUCUGACCAAGGCGUGUGGAGAUCCAUUCCACUAUGGCAACACCAACGUGCGAGCGUUUGCUUAUUGUCCAGGACCAAUCGAGAAUUCAUCAUCGCACAACAAACGUUUCAUGUCGCCGGCAUUUGAGAAAGCCAAAGAAUUGGAUAUGAAUGGUGUGCAGUUACAAAGAAUGGAGCAUGUGGCCAAAGAAUUGAUACCGUUGUUAAAAAAUGCACCUACCGGUUCCAUCUGGUUGGUAUCAGGAGGCAAACCAGCGAAAGAGAUUCCUUACAGUAGCAUCUAA